CACUUCGCCUGCUUGAUGGGCCGCCUCAACGAGCAGCGCCUCUUCCAGCCCGACCUCUGCGACGUGGACCUGGUGCUGGUGCCCCAGCGCAGCGUCUUCCCUGCGCACAAGGGCGUGCUGGCCGCCUACAGCCAGUUCUUCCACUCGCUUUUCACCCAGAACAAGCAGCUGCAGCGUGUGGAGCUGUCCCUGGAGGCGCUGGCACCCGGUGGCCUGCAGCAGAUCCUCAACUUCAUCUACACAUCCAAGCUGCUGGUCAACGCGGCCAACGUCCACGAGGUGCUCAGCGCUGCCUCCUUACUGCAGAUGGCCGACAUCGCUGCAUCCUGCCAGGAACUGCUGGACGCCCGCUCCCUAGGCCCGCCGGGCCCCAGCACUGUGGCCCUGGCACAGCCCGUGGCCAGCUGUGCCCCUGCCGCACCACCCUACUACUGUGACAUCAAACAGGAGGCCGACGCCCCCGGCCUACCCAAGAUCUACGCCCGUGAGGGCCCUGACCCCUAUUCGGUGCGCGUUGAGGACAGAGCGGGGACCGCUGGGGACCCAGUGCCUACAGCCCUCGGGCCAGCCCAGCCCUUCUUUAAAGAGGAGAAGGAAGGUGUUGUGGAAGAGGCUGGCGGACCCCCCACCAGCCUGUGCAAGCUGGAGGGUGGGGAGGAGUUGGAGGAAGAACUCGGGGCUCCCGGCAGCUACGGGCGCCAGGAGCAAUCCCAGAUCAUUGUGGAGGUGAACCUGAACAACCAGACCCUGCACGUGUCCACGGGGCCCGAGGGGAAGCCGGGCACUGGGACCAGCCCGGCCUCCAUGGCGCUGGGCCGGGACGAUGGGCUGCAGAGACACUCAGAAGAGGAGGAGGAGGAAGAAGAGGAGGAGGAGGAAGAAGAGGAGGAAGAAGAGGGUGGUGGUAGUGGUGGGGGCGAGGAGGAGGAAGAAGAGGAGGAGGAAGAGGGUGGCAGUCCCGGAGAGGAGGAAGAUGAGGAGGAGGAAGGGCACAGUGAACAGGAAGAGGAGGAGGAGGAGGAGGAGGAAGGACACAGCGAGCAGGAUCCAGAGAGUUCCGAGGAGGAGGAGGAAGAGGAGGAAGAAGGGGAGGCCGGGGCCAGGCAGGGGCCAGCAGGCUCUGGGGGCCGCCGGGGCAGCCAGGCAGAGCCCACUCCCCACAGUCGCAUGGCCACACGGUCCCGGGAAGGUGCCCGGCGGCGGAGCAGCCCGGAGCCAGAGGAGCCUGGGCGGCGGGGUGGGAAGCGACCGAAGCCACCUCCCGGGGUCGUGUCUGCAGCGGCCCGCAGCACACCAGCCCCUGACGGGCUGGGGGCCAAGGUGAAACUAGAGGAGAAGCAGCACCACCCCUGCCAGAAGUGCCCGCGGGUUUUCAACAACCGCUGGUACCUGGAGAAGCACAUGAACGUGACCCACAGCCGCAUGCAGAUCUGCGACCAGUGCGGCAAGCGCUUCCUGCUGGAGAGCGAGCUGCUGCUGCACCGGCAGACAGACUGCGAGCGCAACAUCCAGUGUGUGACGUGCGGCAAAGCUUUCAAGAAGCUUUGGUCCCUCCACGAGCACAACAAGAUCGUGCAUGGCUAUGCGGAGAAGAAGUUUUCGUGUGAGAUCUGCGAGAAGAAGUUCUACACCAUGGCUCACGUGCGCAAGCACAUGGUCGCCCAUACCAAGGACAUGCCCUUCACAUGCGAGACCUGCGGGAAGUCCUUCAAGCGUAGCAUGUCGCUCAAGGUGCACUCGCUGCAGCACUCCGGGGAGAAGCCCUUCCGCUGUGAGAACUGCAACGAACGCUUCCAGUACAAGUACCAGCUGCGCUCGCACAUGAGCAUCCACAUCGGCCACAAGCAGUUCAUGUGCCAGUGGUGCGGCAAGGACUUCAACAUGAAGCAGUACUUUGAUGAGCACAUGAAGACCCACACAGGGGAGAAGCCCUACAUCUGUGAGAUCUGCGGCAAGAGCUUCACCAGCCGGCCCAACAUGAAACGCCACCGGCGCACGCACACUGGCGAGAAGCCAUACCCAUGCGACGUCUGCGGCCAACGCUUCCGCUUCUCCAACAUGCUCAAGGCCCACAAGGAGAAGUGCUUCCGUGUCAGCCACCCACUGGCCAGUGACGCACCCCCUGCUGGUCCCAGCCUGCCCCCCACCCAAGCUCAGACCCAUGCCCUGCCCCUACUCCCCGGCCUGACCCAGACCCUGCCACCUCCACCACACCUGCCACCUCCACCGCCGCUCUUCCCCACUGUGGCCAACACUGGUGGUGGUGGCAGCAGUAGCGGCAGGCUGAAUGCCAGCAACUAAGGGCCGGACUGCACCUGCUAGGCUUGGGAGCGCGGGGUCCACUUUGGGAGGGCCGCAGGCUGGGCCAGGGUGGCUGGCCGGGUUCCGCGUUAAGGCUCUGGCCACACAGCACACCUGCAUGGUGCCCUCCUUUCUGCCACUCCUUGAAGCCUUUACUUUUUUUUUUUUCAAAGUAUAGGAACAAGAAAAGAGGGGCCACAGCAGCACCCCACUCCAGGUGAGAGGAGUGCUGGAGGCAGCUGGCCUGACCAGACCACUUUGGGGUGACAUCCUUGGAGGUGUUGUGGGCCCAGGCAGGCCUUGAGUGUGUGGGCUGGGAGUGGGGAAGCUGAUGGGGGCCACAGGCUCAGCUC
This is a messenger RNA of Ochotona curzoniae (black-lipped pika), 2654 nucleotides long. It is a transcript of the gene ZBTB47, whose product is annotated as zinc finger and BTB domain containing 47. Bases 16 to 2301 code for a protein of 761 amino acids. The record is from RefSeq and is a predicted model, not a curated record. Gene Ontology annotation, biological process: regulation of transcription by RNA polymerase II. The transcript is spliced from 5 exons. Gene Ontology annotation, cellular component: nucleus. Lineage: Eukaryota; Metazoa; Chordata; Mammalia; Lagomorpha; Ochotonidae. Gene Ontology annotation, molecular function: protein binding; DNA-binding transcription factor activity, RNA polymerase II-specific; RNA polymerase II cis-regulatory region sequence-specific DNA binding.